CACGGUGGAACAAAUAAACAUUUAGAAUUCACUUGAGUUUUAUGACAGAGUUUUCAGCACGUUUAUAAUGAAUGUUACAAUACGUGUAGCCGUUAGCCUGCUAGUUAACCAAUGCAAAUCUCCACCUAGAUACCAACGAUGCUUAAUGCUGUUGCUGAGAUUACACACCAGAUUCGCUUCCUUUCCAUUUAAUAUAUUAUAGAAUGUGUCAUUUUGUAAUAAUCCACCUUAAUAAUGUACGUUUACUCGAUUAGACCUACAUGAUUAAUGACACGGUUCUGUAGAGUUAGUUAAUUCAAUGGUAAACUAAUAUUCCCACACAUAGACAGUCUCCAGGGCUCAUUUGUGCUGGCUGUGUAUAAACAGACUGCUUCUGUACAGAAAAUUGUUGUCCGUUGCAUACUACCUACCUACCGACCCACACACUAAAUUUGCAGAUGCAAAAAUGACAACAGAAGUCGACUUUCUUCGAGAUCAAGUGAAUCGUUUAAACUCCGUCCUGGGUCGAUAUCAGGAUGAAUUUCCUCCUCCUUCCUCGGUGUCACAGACAGGAGAUGUGGUCCUGGAAUCUGCAGCUCCCUGGCUUUCAGACAGAGGUCUAAUGGCUCCUCUAAUAGAAGAAUAUGACAGGCACAUACAACAGAUGGAGAUGCAGCUCAAGUUCUAUCAGAGGCAGAUGACAGACGUCAAAGCAAGCCUGGAGCAGGUGGUUAAGGAAAACGAGCGGCUUCACGCAGAGCAGAGAAUGUCCAUUGAAAAGCAGUUGCAGUCUCUGUCCAUCGGAACAGGAGGAGACGCGACAGCGGACGCAAUCGCCGUUAGCAAUCUGGAGGAGCAGGUCAAGUGUUCCGUGGAGGAGAAAGAACGGGCUCUUCAGAUGUGGCAGACUGCUUCACAGGAGUUGGAUCGACUUCAGACGCAGUAUCAGAGCUCCAUAAGUGACGGACAAAUACAUGCAGUUGAACGGCAACAUAUGCAGAAUCAGCUGGCGCAGGUUCAGCAACACAGCCAGAAGCUCCAGCUGACCAAUCAGAAGCUGGAAUCAACCAAUCAGCAGUUUUUGAAGACUGUGGCGGAGCAGAGCAGUGAGCUGGAGGAGUUACGCAGCCAACUCAGGCAAGCCAAGCUUGAGCAGAGAUCUUCUGCGACUAAAGUGGAGGAGAUGACCAGACUCCUGCAGAAUGUCCAGGAUCAGAUGCAGAGGAGGGAAGAAGAUGCGGCAGAAGCUCAGGGUAGAGAAGAAGCAUCUGAUCGGAGACUACAGCAACUACAAGCAGCACUGAAGCAGCUAGAAUCCAGACUCAAAGCUGCAACGCAGGACUCUGAGUCAGUGCGCAGGAAGCAGACGGAUUGGGAGCGGCAAGUGGGAGAACUGCAGGGUCGCUGCGCUUCUCUGGAAGAGGAGAAAUUUGAAGCCCUCAGUCGCCUCCGCAACUCCAUCCAGCUGGCUGAGGAAGCCUCGCUUCAGAGAGAACAGGCUCAGCUGAGGGAGAAACAGAGAGCAGAAGAGAUGGAGAAGAUGAAAGAUGCCAUGAAGCAGCUGAUCCAGGAUGCUGCCAUGCGCACCAGGAAAGAGGUAGAGAGUGUCCGUAAGCAGUGUAACGUUCAGAUUCAUCGUAUGGCUGAGGAGCUUUCUGCCCUGCAACUGGAAUGUGCCGAUAAAGAGACACAGAUUGAAAGAGCCCACCGGGAGAGAAAAGCUGUGGAAGAGGAGCUGGAGAAGGUCUAUAAAGAGGGCCGAAUUGGAGAGCCUGAGAUGAGGAAGAUGGAGGCUCUUCAUCAGAGAUGCUUAAAUGCUGAACGACUGAAAGACGAAAUGCAACUCACACUCAACAGCACUAAAAACAAGAUGAAGAAGAUGGAGAUGGAGUAUUCGGAGGAGCUGUCACGCUGUCAGGAGGAGGUGCGCAGGCUGCAGUCCACCUUGACAAGUGCAAGACAGGAGAGUUCGGCCAUCAGCGAAGAGAGACUCACGCUGCAGCAAGAGAACCAGCAACUGCACAGAGACAUGGAAGCGCUGCGCAAAGAGUGUGCACUCGCUCAGAGACGUGCCAAACAACAGGUGUCUUCGAUGCAGCAGGAGCUGUGUGUGAAGGAGCAGGGUUUGGAGACCAGGCUGAGAGAGAUGGAGGAGAGCAGCAAAAACUCCAGCGCUGGUUUGACCAGACUGCUGCUCGCGCAACAGAAAACCAUCAGCCGCUACAAAGACGAGGCCAAGAACCUCACUCAGGCUUUCCAGCAGAAACUCAACAGCCUCAGGUCAGAAUUGAACAGACAGAAGCAGCGCGCUCAGGAACUGGAGAUCCAGAUGGAAGCUGAUCAUCAGAAGAUACUGGAGUACGAAAGGCAGGUUUCAGAGCAGCAAGAGAAGAACACACGUUUACAGAGGCGUCUUACUCAGGCAGAGCAGCGUGCAGCCAGUGCAUCACAACAGCUGAGUGUGAUAUCACAGCGGAGAAAAGCUGCAUCCAUGAUGGAUCUCGAGACUUUAUCAUAGAUAAACAGAAGCUGGUUUUCACCAUCAUCCUCUUUUAUAAAGGAUCACCCUGAUCAGAUGUUUUUUUGGCUUCACAGUGUUUAACGUCUAGAGCUUUCACUGGCAGGAUUCCCAUGUGUUCAAUGGCAAUUAAUGUAAUAAAAAGAGGUUGAGUUCACCAUUAAGGAAACCAUUAUAAUGACUGUUUUGGGAGAGUUGUAACUGGCUAAUGCUGAAUGGAGCUCUGGCUAAUGUAAAUUUUUUCUUAGUGAAUGUAAAAAUGAGCCGAUUUAAAUUUACGCUAACCGAAUCACUUUUUGUUUCAAAGACACCGGUGUCAAAAUUACUACGAAGCCAAAGUUUUGUUUUGUUUUCUUGAAAUUCUACUUGUUGCACAAAUUACCAAUUAUACAAAUGCUUUUAAAACUGCGCAGAUGGGUUUAUAGUCUUCCUAGAAAACAUUUUGUUCGGGUUAGCUUGUGCCAUUGUAAGAAUUGACCAAUAAAUACAAUAAUUUAUACCAAAA
Molecule: messenger RNA, 3002 nt
Organism: Puntigrus tetrazona (Sumatra barb)
Lineage: Eukaryota; Metazoa; Chordata; Actinopteri; Cypriniformes; Cyprinidae
Gene: sclt1
Product: sodium channel and clathrin linker 1
Exons: 22
Coding region: 446-2497 (683 amino acids)
Biological process (GO): cilium assembly; clustering of voltage-gated sodium channels
Cellular component (GO): centriole
Source: RefSeq, a predicted model, not a curated record